ACGAGGUAAACAUUCAUCGACUUCAAACUCAAUUCAACCUGUCAAAAAGAACUCGAUUCAUACUCAAAAUCAUGGAAUCUCACGUAAACUACCUUUUUGGAGGCACAAAGCCUUGGGACACCAGUCUCUGGACAGCUUCAGAUGAUCGCGUCCGCGGCGGCUCCAGCAUCUCCCACCUAACAGUCUCAAGCCCAACGCAGGCCGUCUACCACGGCCACCUCGACACCAAGACGCUCGGCGGCGCUGGCUUUGCCUCGCAGCGCACAAUUGGCGAUCUUGCGCUGGACCUCUCGCACACGACGGGCCUGCAGCUCGUUCUCGGCGCGGGAAGCUCUGAGCAAAAGUUCACCCUCAACGUCAAGGAUACCAUCCCCGGGAAGAGAACGGAUGGCAGAGACGAGGCUGGUAUUAGCUGGGAGGUAGACUUUGAGGCGCCGCGCGAGGGAGGCGUGCUGGUCAAGAAGUGGGAUGAGUUCAAGGCGACGUAUCGCGGAAGAGAGGUCAAGGAUCCUGAGCCAUUGAAGGUGGAUAACAUUAAGAGAAUGUCUCUCAUGACACGAAGCUUUUUCGACAAGCAGGACGGAGAUUUCAAGUUAGUGGUCAACUCGAUUGCUGCCGUCAAGAAGGAUCAUGAUGAUAGCGACGAUGAGUACGACUUGAAGAAGCCCGCUCUACCGGCCCAAGCUGCUCCUCGCCCUGCGUGGAAGGCUCUGUUCUGUGGUCUUUUAUUCAACGAUAAAAGAGGUGUACAACUUCGUCGCAGCAUCGUCUUUCCCACAAGUUUCUUGUAUCAUUCCCGUAUCAUGCCCUCACACGAGAUGCACUCUACCAAUGUAGUCCUCGUUGCCAAAGGACUGGCGCUUAUCAAAGCUUCAAUUCUCACAAUAUACAUCCCUAAACCUGACAAACACCGUUUCUCUGAUGCAGGACGCCCCAUCCAACGCCAAAACACCCCCAAACCAGGCAUGUCAAAGACUUCCAUGUGUCUCCGCCCAAGUCUAUCCAGCGCACCCUUAGCCUGCAGUCAACUGGCUAUCCUUAUACCUGUCACAUGA
Molecule: messenger RNA, 1055 nt
Organism: Fusarium graminearum PH-1
Lineage: Eukaryota; Fungi; Ascomycota; Sordariomycetes; Hypocreales; Nectriaceae
Exons: 5
Coding region: 72-1055 (327 amino acids)
Biological process (GO): NADH dehydrogenase complex assembly
Source: RefSeq, a predicted model, not a curated record